AACAUUUUACAUCUAAUAUCUGUAAUUUUUCAACUAUUAGUUUGUUUUUUCUUUUGCAUUUUCCAUUACUUUUAUUUGUAUAUGUAACUAAAAAUUAAAAAGAAAAAAAAAGUAGGCAUAUUAAAGGGAAAAGUUCCAAGCAAGCGUCCAACCCAAAUAAAAAAAAAAAAACAAACCGUAGUCAUCAAGCAAAUUACAAAAGUCCAGAACUUUAACAACAAUAUUUUCAUAUUAAUCCUAAUAUUAAUAACCAUUAUAUAUAAAACCCCAAAAUUGAUCAUCUUUCAUUCUCUCUCUCUCUCUCUCUCUCUCUCUGUUGCCAAAACAAAACAAUUCACUAUGACUUCUUCAGUGGCGAAACUAAAGAUAGCAGGCAUAUGGGUUGGUGUAAUAGAAGUAGAAUUGGAGAAUUGGUCUGUUUCUAUGCUGAGACAAGAGGUUUCAAAGCAAUCAAAUAUGGGUACUGAUUCAAUCAAUUUAAUAUGUGCUGGUAAAGUAUUGAAAGAUGGUGAUGGCAGUGAAAAGCUUAGGCAAUUGGGUGUUAAAAACAACUCUAAAAUUCUUGCUAGUCGUGUUUCUGUUGAAGAGGGUAAGUCUUUGAAGCAGGAAUUGAUGGCUGAUGAAGAAAGGAACCGUAGAUUGGCCAGAGUAAAGGCAGCUGUCACUGCACUAUCCAGGAGACAUGGAGAUGGAUCAUUACCGUUAGAUGACUUUAAUAUAGAACUUGAAGAUCAGAGUGGGCAAAAAGUGCACUUUUCUGAGACUGAUAGACAGGCAAUAAUGAUGGGUCUGAUGCUUCAUGCAAAUGGAAAGGGCCUAAUUAGAAGGCAAAUGUUUAAAGAUGCUUUAGAAGUGCUCACCAUGGGAGAGGAAGCUUUCUCUCUUUGCAAUCCCAAGUCCAUUGAACUUGUUGACAAUAUCUCUAUACUGCAAAUAGACAUGGUGUGGUGCUAUUUCAUGCUCCGUGAUAUUGCGUGGCUAUCAGUUGCUGGAGUACGCCUUGAAAAGGCUAGAGAAGGACUUGAACGUGCUCAUGGAAAAGAUUCUUCCCGUUUCAGACUCCUUCAAGCAGGACGCUCUUCAGAGCUUUCUUUAUAUUUGAGACUGGAGCUGUUGGAAGGAGUGGUGGCAUAUCAUAGUGGCCAGUUUGAUAAAUGUAGGAAGUAUUUGACAUCAGCCCAAGAAAGAUUCUUCCAGUUACGAGUGCCAGAUGAAGCUUUAUCAAUAGUUAUGGGCAUGGGCUUUAAGGAGAAUGAUGCAAAAAGGGCAUUGAGAAUGAGCAAUCAAGAUAUUGAGAGUGCCAUUAAUUUUCUUGUUGAAGAGAAGGAAAGGAAAGCAAAGAAAAUGGAGGAUGACAUUCGUCGAAGAGCUGAAAUUAGAGAGCAACGACGAUAUGGAGAAACAGCCUUAAAGAAAGCUGUAGAUCUUCAGAGAUUGAAAGAGUUGGUUUCUCUAGGGUUUGAGAAGGAGCUUGCUGCUGAGGCUCUACGAAGAAAUGAGAAUGACAGUGAGAAGGCAUUGGAUGACUUGACAAAUCCACAAACUAAUACAGCCAUCCAGCAUGAUAUAGAAUCAAGGAAAAGAAAAAGAAAUCAACGAAAAGUAGGGACAAAAAUUGAACAGCUUGUAUCAAUGGGCUUUGAAAGAUCAAGAGUGGUUGAAGCUGUUCGAGCUGGUGGCUCUGUGGAGCAAGCAAUGCAACAGUUGCUGACAGGAUCAAUGACUAACCCCACAGCUUCUGCUACCAACAGUGAUAGUAUCUCCAGACCUACCAGUGAUGCUGUCGACAGUUUGAAUCAAGACAAUUUGAGCGACGAUAAUGAUACUGAGGGCCCAUCUGCCAGUGAAGUUGAGCAGAGGGAUCUAGAGAUGGAGGAUACAAUUGCAGAAGAAAUAGCAAAAGGAGAUGCCUUAUCUGACUAUGACAUAGAAGUAACAAAAGAAGGCGAAGCCAUAAACGAAUAUAUGGCUUUGCUGAAUUCUGUGGACAGCAGCAACAGGGCUUCUUCAUCAAAGUGAGAAGAGAACUGGCUAGAACAUUUAAUUUAAAUACAUCUCUGUUAAUAGAUGUCAAUAAGUAAGAUGGAGCUGAGCUUCUUAGAAAUCAAGAGCUGAAGGUAAUGUAAAUGGUAGAGCUCCACUGAUCAGCAUUGCAGAAACAAAGAUUAUUAGCAUAUAGCCUAAUUGAAAUGGUAAUGCAUGCCUUAACAUCACCUUUUCUUCUUCUUCUUCUUUUUAUUUGGGGGAUUUUUCAAUGUAAGAAGCUUCUUUGAUGUUAUUAGUCAUGGAAUGCACAGGCCACCAAAUUAAUACUGCA
Ricinus communis (castor bean) is the source of this 2317-nucleotide messenger RNA. Its product is annotated as NEDD8 ultimate buster 1. Lineage: Eukaryota; Viridiplantae; Streptophyta; Magnoliopsida; Malpighiales; Euphorbiaceae. Gene Ontology annotation, biological process: regulation of ubiquitin-dependent protein catabolic process. The transcript has 11 exons. Gene Ontology annotation, molecular function: protein binding. The coding region runs from base 340 to 2019 and encodes 559 amino acids. The record is from RefSeq and is a predicted model, not a curated record.